Messenger RNA from Symbiodinium natans, 711 nucleotides. The record is from the annotation of a GenBank genome assembly. Lineage: Eukaryota; Dinophyceae; Suessiales; Symbiodiniaceae.
AUGACAGCCGAUGAGCCCGACGACAAGACGAAGAAGGACAUCGCAAACGACUCAAAGGCGUCAAAGGAGACAACGCCUGACAAAGCUGAGCCCGCGGACAAGGAGACGGUGACUGCCGGCAAGGAGUCCGCCGCGAAGGAGGAGACAUCUGCCCCAGCCAAGGCCAGCACUGCGGCAGAGAAGAAAGCCGCCAAGACACAAAAGGAAAGCACAAAGACAGAUGCAGCAGCUGAGGACAACGAGAAAACAAAGGCAACCGACAAAAACUCAGAAGCAGCCAAAGAGAAGGAGUCGGCAAAAGAGAAAGCCCAGACAAAGAAGGUAGAACCAGCCAAAGAGAAGGAAGUGAGCAAAGCCAGCUCCGACGCCACGAAGGAGAAGGCCGACGCAAAGAAGGACGAGCCGGACUCGGCAAAAGAGAAAGCCGAGGUGGCCAAGAAGAAAGCCGAAGCGACCAAGGAAGAACCGGACGCAACCAAGAAGACCUCGGAUGCCGCGACGAAUGAGAAGGCCAGCAAGGCCGCGGUCGACAACACCACCGCGAAGAGCAGCACGGCCGAGUCGAAGAAGGAGGGCAGCGGCAGCGAAGGCGGGAAGUCCGCAGAGGCCGCACCCACGACUAGCACCACACUCUCGGUCUUCGACGCCCCGAAGGUCCAGCAGGCCUGUGGCUGUUUCGAAAAUGCACUGCAACCUCCGUAUGUGAUCUAA